CUAGUUGUACUUCAAAGAACAUGAAUACUUCAGAUACACAUCACAGUGUGGUAUUAGUACUUGCACUGUGGUAUAGGACAUGAAUACUUCAGAUACACAUCACAGUGUGGUAUUAGUACUUGCACUGAGGUAAAGGACAUGAAUACAUGCUGACGCAUAAUGAAAGAGUAGUCAUGUAUAUUUCCAGAUGACGUCACUCAUUAUGCCUCUGCUGGGAGAGGCAAACCACAGCGUCCGCGCAUGCGCAAAGCUGCGGCUCUUCACCACAUUGAAGCUGCUGAACUCUCGGAAGUUUAGCCAAGUUGCAGUGAUUUAGCCCGACAGGCUAGCGGUAGAAACACCGUCCCGCGGCGGAAAGAUCGUCAUUUUGAGAGAAAAAAGUUAUUUUUGACGGAAUCCCUCCGCGUGCAGUGAACCGAGGAGGACUACCGAUGGAUUUAAACUGUUUUUCGCCGUUUCAUCCGAGCGAACAACCGCGUUAGACGCCCGUGGAAGAAGUUGUGAUUGUUUUUUUGGCGCUCUAGCAGCGCAGAGGAAAGAUGGAGGAUCUGCUGGAGUAGCAGCAGGACAACGCUAGCUGCUGGUCCGUCUGGUGGUCGUCUGUGUUGGGAUUCGGAGCCUGGAUUCCGUCACUGUGACUAGCUGCUGUUCAUGUUUCCAAACCAACCCGGGCAUGAGAGACCUUCUGGCUCCGAGGAUGGAACCACAUCUACUGGAGGCAGGAUCUAGACGUCACAUGGUGCUCUGAAGAAGCCAUGGGUAGCUGCUUAAGCUGUCCACAGAAAGAAUCGGUUCCAGAUAAUCAUCAAAGUAAAUUCAAGGUGAUAAACGUAGACGACGAUGGGAACGAACUGGGCUCAGGUGUGAUGGAGUUGACUGACUCUGAACUCGUCCUUCACACCCAUCGGCGGGACGACGUCAGGUGGCCGUACUUGUGUCUGCGUCGCUAUGGCUACGACUCGAACCUCUUCUCCUUUGAAAGCGGCCGGCGCUGCCAGACCGGUCAAGGUAUUUUUGCCUUCAAAUGUUCUCGAGCUGAAGAGAUCUUCAACAUGCUGCAGGAGGUGAUGCACAGUCACAGCAUCAGUGUGGUGGAGGAGGCGGUGCUGGAGCCCCCGGCCGCCCACACACCAGCAGCUCUGGGUUACUCGGUGCCCAACGGUGUGACCAGGAUCCCGUCUGUGGGGGAGGCCCCGUCUCACCCCUCAACCCGACACCCGUCUGUGGCGAGCACCCGUCUGCCCUCCGUGGGAGAAGAAUCCACUCACCCCCUGCUGGUGGCCGACGAGGCGGUUCACACCUACGUGAACACCACGAGGCUCCUGGAGGAGCAGCCGAGCCCCGUGACGGUCACCACUCCUCUGGAGAGCCCCGCCUCCCCCCGCUCUCUGUGCCCGCCGACCCCCCCGCCUCCCCCGAGGGCCCGCGCCGAGCCGUUGGACCCGGAGCCGCAGGUGCUGCUGGAGCCUCAGGGGGUCCGCUUUGUGCUGGGCCCCACCCCCGUUCAGAGGCAGCUGAUGGAGAAGCAGCAGCAGCAGGAUUCGAAGGAGGUGGAGGAGCCCCGAGAGACUAAUGGCCACCUGGCGACCCCCCCCGAGCCCGCCCCCCAGCUCUCCAACGGCUCCUCCUCCAAUGCCUCCACUGCACCUCGGCGCCAACGCCCGCCCCCCCUCACGCCAGACCAGCAGAAUGUCAACAACUCGGCCCAGCGCCGCACCGCCCUGCUGGACUACGAGAACCUGCCGCCGCUGCCCCCCGUGUGGGAGACCAGGAAGUUGAGCUCUGAGGAGGAGGAGGUCGCCAAGACGCCGUCAGUCAACGGCUACAACCACCACCCCCCCCCCCACAGCCUGCUGCACCACUCGUACUCCCACCCUCUGUCCCCCAGCCACGAGGCCUCCCACAACUACGUCAACACGGAGAACGUGGGCGCCCCGCUCAGCGCCCACCGGCCCGACACGGCGCGGCGCCGCACCGAGGGCGCCACCGUCUUCAACUUCGACUUCCGCCGGCCGGGGGGGCACGCCGAGCCGCCCAAGACCCUCAACUACAUCGAGGUGGAGAUGGACGUUGGUGUUGGGAACAAGGGCGCUUCGGACGGCAGCAACCCGCACACGCCGCGCACCCCCACCUCCCCGCUGCCCCCCACCACCCCCACCCGCCGCACCGAGCUCUACGCCCUCAUCGACAUUGAGCGGACCGCCGCCAUGUCCAGCCUGCAGAAGGCCCGGCCGCGGGACGACGGCACGUCGCGCAAGACGCGGCACAACAGCACGGAGCUUCCCACCAAGAGCACCGCGUGAGCCCCCCCGAGCAGUGACUCAAUGACCUCCUGGGGGCUCACGCCACAUUCCUCCUCCUCGUAUGGUACAAAUCAGUAUUACUGAACAAAGCAUUCCAUUUAUUCUUUUAUAUGAUUGAUGCUGCUGUAACCGGGGGUGACGUGGUACACACGUGUGUUUAUGUACAGUAGGUUCUGGCACAAUAAAUGUCUGUCCCGUUUUUAUUUGUA
Molecule: messenger RNA, 2512 nt
Organism: Pungitius pungitius (ninespine stickleback)
Lineage: Eukaryota; Metazoa; Chordata; Actinopteri; Perciformes; Gasterosteidae
Product: fibroblast growth factor receptor substrate 2-like
Exons: 7
Coding region: 756-2303 (515 amino acids)
Biological process (GO): fibroblast growth factor receptor signaling pathway
Cellular component (GO): cytoplasm; cell-cell junction
Molecular function (GO): transmembrane receptor protein tyrosine kinase adaptor activity; fibroblast growth factor receptor binding
Source: RefSeq, a predicted model, not a curated record